UCUCUUCUUUGUUUAAAAUUCCUGUACCGGUUAAUUUCUUACUUCCUUUGAUGUAUAUAAAUGAAUGUCCUAUCAUGCUCCAUUCAUUUUGGUAUGAUUCCUUUCUCUUAUACGCUAAAGCUACUUCUGAAUUCCUGAGUGAGAGAGAGCAUUUCGAGUUCCCUGGAGAGAACUCCUUGAGUUCCCCCAACCACUUCAAACAAAACCAUGACUUCCCCUCUCACUGCUGAUACCAUAGCAGAUCAGGAAGUGCUGGACCUUGAGAAACUUGACUGUGUUGAUAGGGUCCAGUGGGUGCUUAAUACCCCCAAUCCACCAGGGUUAGGCCAUGAGCUCAUGGAAAGUGCUUUUUCUUGGAGAAACAAAAUACCUUUCCUUAACAAGCAGUCGGGAUGGAAAGUUGAACUGUUUUCAAUGUUGCAAGCAACAUUUCCCAUCCUUUCUUGGUGUCAGAACUACAAUGCAACAAAAUUUAAGCAUGAUCUAUUGGCAGGUCUAACUCUUGCUAGCCUCUGCAUUCCUCAAAGUAUUGGAUAUGCAACUUUGGCGAAGCUUGAUCCUCAAUAUGGCCUCUACACGAGUGUUGUCCCACCUCUCAUUUACGCUGUGAUGGGAACUUCAAGAGAGAUAGCAAUUGGACCAGUUUCUGUGAUUUCACUACUUAUAUCCUCAAUGGUACUGGAACUUCAGGAUCCUGUUGCUAAUCCGAUUGCUUAUAAAAGGCUUGUGCUCACUGCAACUUUCUUUGCGGGUACCUUUCAAGCUGCCCUUGGACUAUUCAGGUCAGGUUUCCUUGUGGAUUUUCUAUCACAUGCUGCAAUUGUCGGAUUCAUGGCAGGCGCUGCCAUUGUCAUUGGUCUUCAACAACUCAAGGGACUACUAGGAAUCACUCACUUCACAAACAAGACUGAUGUUAUCUCUGUCAUGAAAGCCGUGUGGAGUUCCUUCCAUCAUCCUUGGAAUGCUCAUAACUUUGUUCUCGGAUUUUCAUUCCUAAUUUUCAUCCAAAUCACAAGAUUUCUGGGUAGAAGGAACAGAAAACUCUACUGGUUGCCAGCUAUUGCUCCCCUAAUAUCUGUCAUUUUGGCAACUCUUAUUGUUUUCCUAACCAAAGCUGAUAAGCAUGGAGUUAAGACAGUAAAACACAUCAAAGGAGGCUUAAAUCCGAGUUCAGUGCACCAGCUGCAGUUCAACGGGCCACAUGUUGGAGAAGUGGCCAAGAUUGGGCUGAUUGUUGCUAUUAUUGCACUCACGGAAGCAUUUGCAGUUGGUCGAUCUUUUGCAGCCGUAAAGGGGUACCAUCUUGAUGGAAACAAAGAAAUGGUUGCCAUGGGGUUCAUGAACAUCAUAGGUUCUUUCACUUCUUGCUAUGUUGCAACUGGUUCUUUCUCGCGGACAGCUGUGAAUUUCAGUGCCGGUUGUGAAACUACAGUGUCAAAUAUUGUGAUGGCUAUUACAGUGUUCAUAUCCUUGGAAUUGUUCACAAAGCUCUUGUACUACACUCCAAUCGCAAUCCUUUCUUCAAUUAUUCUCUCUGCUCUUCCAGGGCUUAUCGAUCUCAAUGAAGCUUACAAUAUUUGGAAGGUUGAUAAGCUAGACUUCCUUGCUUGCAUUGGAGCCUUUCUAGGGGUGUUAUUUGCAACAGUGGAGAUUGGUCUUCUUGUGGCGGUAACAAUUUCAUUUGCAAAGAUAAUUCUCAUAUCAAUCAGACCAGGCACUGAAACCCUUGGAAGAAUUCCUGGAAGUGAUAUGUUUGGUGAUGUCAAUCAAUAUCCUAUGGCUGUGAAGACUCCAGGCGUCUUAAUAAUGCGUCUCAAGACUGCUUUACUUUGUUUUGCAAACGCCAAUUUUGGUAAAGAAAGGAUUAUGAAAUGGGUUAUUGAAGAGGAAAAUGCUGAAAAGACCAUUCAACUAGUAAUUCUUGACAUUUCCAAUUUGAUAGACAUUGAUACAUCAGGAAUUGCUUCUCUGGAAGAACUGCAUAAGAAUCUUGAUUCAAAUGGAAUGAAGCUGGCCAUUGCAAACCCUAGGUGGCAAGUGAUUCACAAGUUGAAGCUGGCUAAAUUUGUGGGUAAAAUUGGAGGAAAGUUCUACUUGAGCGUUGCAGAAGCUAUUGAUUCGUUUUCUCUCUAGACAAGAUCCCAGCUUUAAAAAAAAAAAAAAAAUCAGUGUUGAAGCUUUUCAAUAUCAAAGUAUGGCUUGCUUGUCCCUUGGUGUGUAUGUUAAUAUUGUCCCGUACUACAUCCAUUUGUGGCUAGCAAAUGGGACUGAUGAUAAUGAAGAGUCUUGAACUCAAUGAAGAAAUAAAGUGCGAACAGC
This is a messenger RNA of Durio zibethinus, 2319 nucleotides long. RefSeq names its product sulfate transporter 2.1-like. The record is from RefSeq and is a predicted model, not a curated record. Gene Ontology annotation, biological process: sulfate transmembrane transport. Gene Ontology annotation, molecular function: secondary active sulfate transmembrane transporter activity. Gene Ontology annotation, cellular component: membrane. NCBI's taxonomy places the organism in Eukaryota, Viridiplantae, Streptophyta, Magnoliopsida, Malvales, Malvaceae.